Messenger RNA from Poeciliopsis prolifica (blackstripe livebearer), 5164 nucleotides. It is a transcript of the gene mosmoa, whose product is annotated as modulator of smoothened a. Lineage: Eukaryota; Metazoa; Chordata; Actinopteri; Cyprinodontiformes; Poeciliidae. Gene Ontology annotation, cellular component: Golgi apparatus; ciliary membrane. The transcript is spliced from 3 exons. The record is from RefSeq and is a predicted model, not a curated record. Gene Ontology annotation, biological process: negative regulation of smoothened signaling pathway. Bases 863 to 1366 code for a protein of 167 amino acids.
GUUUGAGGCUGUGUCGGGGGGGUCCGCCUGAUGUCAUUCGGCUGAAGGGGAGGCACAGCUAGUGGUGGGCACACGGGUGGAAAGCAUAACAAUAACGGCACCGAUUCAUCGCUCGUCUUGGGGCAUUUAAACUCACGGUGUUUUUAAAGCGUCUGGCUGAGGUCCGGAGCAAGAGAAGAGGAGGGCAGCUGGCUGGCUAAUGGGCUGAAAGUACCAGAUGCUAUUCCAGCAGAGAAGGAGAACGGACUCUCUUCAGCGAGACAGGGUGAUGGGUUCUCGUUUUCCUGACGGGUAACCGUGAACCUACGCUCGAAACGCGGAUAUUUCGGAGAGUGGGAACUCGCUCCUCAUCCCCUGGACUUCAGUAGGUGUGACAUUGUGUGUGAAAUGCCGUCGAGCAGCCUCUGGGCCGCAGCUCGGCUCACCGAGCCCGAAUCUGGGAAAUAGCUAGCUAGCUGUCUGCUAGCAGCAGCCGUACCCGAUGCUGCUGCUGCUGCAGCGGCUGCUCCGAAGCGGAUCCGAACCACAACACAACCAGUCCGGGGCCUCGGCGCAGAGCGAGCCUUUGUUUUACAUUACUGGACUUCAGCGGGCUUUUGAGAUGUGAUGCUUUUGUGCGUCACGUCAGAGCCUUUUGUAGCUGGAGGCUCGCGCUUGCUUGACGCGAAGGGGCUAACAUUGCUGCAAAAUGCACAGCAGACCCUCAACAGCAGGCUCCUGUUGAAGGGGGCGAGGUUGGACAGAUAACAGCCCACCCCGAGUCUCUCUGAACAGCCGGGGCGGGAGGGGGUCGGGUCACGUUUGGACAACCACUACCACAUUUCCCCCUGCGCCGAAAUUCACCGCUUCUUCUCCAAGCGACAUGGAUAAACUGACGAUCAUUUCAGGAUGCCUGUUUCUGGCUGCAGAUAUCUUUGCAAUAGCCAGCAUUGCAAACCCAGACUGGAUCAACACUGGUGAAUCAACAGGCGCUCUUACGGUCGGUCUUGUCCGGCAGUGUCAGACCAUACACGGACGAGAGCGGACUUGUAUCCCGCCGCGACUGCCCCCUGAGUGGGUCACUACGCUCUUCUUCAUCAUCAUGGGCAUCAUAUCCCUCACAGUCACCUGCGGACUGCUAGUUGCGUCGCAUUGGCGCAGAGAAGCCACCAAAUAUGCCCGCUGGAUUGCCUUCACUGGCAUGAUUCUGUUCUGCAUGGCAGCGCUCAUCUUCCCAAUAGGCUUCUACAUCAACGAGGUGGGAGGUCAGCCAUACAAGCUGCCCAACAACACGGUGGUGGGCUCCUCGUACGUUCUGUUUGUCCUCUCCAUCUUCUUCACCAUAGUGGGACUGCUGUUUGCAGGAAAAGUUUGCCUCCCAGGCUGAGAACUCCUCCACCCUGGCCUCGGGUCUGACUCUGGAGGCUCUGAAAGUAUUAUGGGAUUUCCAAAACUUCAGACUGAAAAUCAAAAAACGACAAACUUUUGCCCUCAAAACCCGAGACGGGGAAGGCGACGCUUACGUUUCAAGGGACCGCAGCUCUACGGAGAACUACUUAGAGAUGAAUAAAUGAACAAAACACUAAAAGGGGACAUGAGCACAACAGGAUGGAGGCUGUCGCAGUUCCCUACAGUUCGCUGCUGAUUUUAGAUACAGCCGAUUCUCUUUCUCCCUCUGUGUUGUCGCUCUGAUAGAACGGGCGCUUAAUGUGCCGCUGUCAUGGCAGCCGCAGUAACAACAAUGGCACACAUCUCCGAAGGACCACUACAACCACUCCUCGACUUGAUUUCCAACCGCCCCUCAGCACACAUUUGCUUCGUCAUGGCCGCUUCUGUUGCUAUUUAUAGCUUCUCUGUGCUAUUUUCAGUUUUCUGCUUUUUUUUUUUUCUCUCUGUACAAUUUCUUCUUUCCUUCUUCCAGCUCCCACCACCUCUCCGCUGAGGUAGUGUUAGUGUUGUUGAGGUUCUCUGAACUCAAUCCUUUAAACAGAAUCGGUUGAGGGGGGUGUGAAGUGUCUUUGUCUGCCAUAUUGCACGGCCCCAGGCGUGUAGCCGAGGAGAGCUGCUGUUACGGCUCACACUUUCAGCCUGCUGUGGAGGAGACAUAGAUGCAGGUGUGCUUCCUCUUCAUCUUAUCCAGUCUGGUAGGUUACCUGAACAGGAGGUCAAGCAUCAUAAAGGAGAAUGCCACUCAAUCCAAGACCAUGCAUAAUGUCAUUUCUGCAGGCAGCAAAGUAAUAGUUAGACAUCUCAGUUAAGCCGGUCAUUCUCUUUCACAUCUUCAACAUGAACACACCUCUUAUAUUUAUGACAUUUACAGCAAACAGAAUCUUCUCUAAGGUUGUAAAUCUCUGCACAUUGAGAUGGACCCCUAUAAUUUUGACAGUACAGAUUUUUUUUCCAAUAAAAGAUUAAGGAAACAUGUAAAAACUGAUAUUAAGUGGUAUUCUCCUUUUAAGUUUUGACGAUUGAUAAAACGUGAGCCGGGGAAGGUUUUUCUGAUCUUGUUUUGUAUGACAGUGAAGGCACUGGGACUGCAGGUCAGGUCCAUGCAUGGCGCUGUGCCUCGUAGUGCUGCUCGGCAGGUCUGUGAACGCAACACACACAAACACACCUUCACGCUGUGCACGGAAGCUGCAACAGUGGGUUUGCUUUCAUUACAAAAAUACUUAAGAUUCUUCUUCCUGGUUUUCACAAAAGAAUUCACGCCUCUAGAAACUUCAGUGUUGUGUUAGGGAGAUUUUAUGUGAAAGACGAACACACACAGGCAUAGUGAUGAAGUAGAAGGUUCAGCUUUAUUGUCCCUGCUGAUUAAAAGCUUCUCACCAUAACAAUACUGCCACUGCCAUGUCUUAGGCUUGAUGUCAUGCUGUCCUGUGAACAUUUACUCAGGUCACUUGUCUUUUGCACUGUCUAAGUGACUUCCCUCUUGAUUUUUCUUUAUUCAGUCUGUCUUCCCAUCAUCUAUCACCUUCUUCCAUGUCCCAGCUGAAGAAAAACUUGCCCCUUGUUAUCUUUGGGGUCAUGUGUUCAGGGCGUUGGUUUCCCACAAUGACCAAUAUUUCCAUGUAGCCUAAAAAAAAAAGUAUCUCAUUCAACCAGAAUUCCUCGUAGAUUUUAAAUAAUUAAGUCCAACUUUAUCCUUUUGAUACAUUUUAUGUGUCUUUAGUUAUUAAAUUGAAAACAGAACAUUUCUCAACUUGGUUUCAUAUAAAAUACUUUCACUCUGCAGCUGAAACUUUCUAGACAUCUGUCAAGAACUGCAUGCAAUAUAACACUUCUGCGUUUGCCGCAACAGCUUUCUUUGUCAGCAGUGUUCAAACGUGUUAAUAUAACAAGCUAUUACUGAGAGAAAAAAGCGGCGCAAGCGUGGAUGUUAAUGAGUAUUAAUAUUUGAUUCUAAUGCAAAAAUCGGAAAUAUUUUAAGCUCUUUUUUUGAAACAUCACAUUCAGUUUUAUUGUUGGACUUUCUGCUUUCACUGCCUUUCCUCAGCUUAAGUUAAUUCUGGGCUUCCAUUUGAAUAUUUUACUAAACUUGGACUUUCUGUCAGGAAGAGCCAUUGCUUAUCUGUUGAUCUCAAGUCGUACUCCAUCCUUCGACUAAUGCAAACACAGAAUUUCUCACUUCCUCUGGCUUUUAUUUAUGGAUCUGUGUUGCAUUAAAAUCAAUGUUCUUUACAAUAAAGUUCACAGUGAAAUAAGACAAGGAGGAACAUAUUUAUUGGUUCAGCUUUAUGCCUGUGUGAUGCAACACUUUUUAGGCUGUUUUCCUUCUAAUCUAGCAAUUUUUUCCUGUUGGACAUCUGAUGAGCUCCACGUUUUUGACAUUAGAAGGCCUCAUUGUCAUCACACAUUUUUGUUAGUGUCCUCCAUAGAUUUUCUAUUGGAGAGAAACAUGUUUAUAUUUCUUGCAAUCAGAAUAAACAUUAGUCAAAUAAAAAAAUACAAAAUUAAAGCCUAAAUCUGCCAUUUACUUAAGAGGAAAAUUAACUUCAUUUUAGAGUUGCACUGUAUAUUAAACAGUAGUCACCAAUGCAAUAGAAAUGUGUGCAUUGUUGUCGUUACAAAGGACAACCUGCUUGCAGAAUUUGGUAGGAAAAGCUAUUUGUUUACCAAAAAAUAAAAAAAUUGGUUGGGCUGCUGGGAAUACUUUUACAAUACAAAGAAAGACUGAAAAUGUUUGGCUAGUCAUGAUUUAUAUUGUCAACACAAUAUUUAGCACUAAUUUCUCAGACGUAUUUAAAUGUAAAAAGAAAUAUUUUUAGGGUUUAAAAAAACCCCAAAAUGCUCUUUUCAGUGCAAAAAAGCUCUUUCUGUUUCUAAACUUCAGGAUAAAUCAAGAUGGAUCGUUAUAAUUUCAGCUGUAAGCAAAACAGACUAGACUAUGAGUUAUUUUCUGUAAUCAACAACCCAAUAACAAGACGUAGAAAUAUGCACAUGCAUAUUUCUACAUUCGCCGCCUUUUCAAGUGAUUAAUAACAGAAGACAUUAAUUUAAUCCUGUUAAUGUUUUGCUCAUUAAUCAUUGCCUUUACAAACACUUUGCUCUGUCUUGCCUAAACAUGCUUUCUAUCUCAGGCAUGGAGUGAUUUCUAUAAGUUUCAAACUGAAGCUUCUUCCUCAUCUGAUCAUCUACCAUCGAAUCACUUUGGAUAGUAGAUGGCCUCCCUGAAGUUGUUUAUGUUUAAGCACUCUGAAUCGGGCAUCAUAUAAGCUACUGAGACGCAGAUCUUUCAUUCACCGUGUGUGUUUGUGUGUGUUGAAGCGGUCACAGCCGCUCUGUUUGCUAAGUCUUAGGUAUUUGUUUUCUAUUUCUGUUUCCUGCUCGGCUUCUCUGCCUCUCGGUCUGAUGAUGUGUACUGCUAAACUAUACACUCUGCCUCUGGUUGGUCUAGUAUUGUGCCAUGACCUGUUUCUGUUUAAUAAUGUACAGACACAAAAAAGGCAAGAUUUCUGUAUUAGGAAGCACUGUGCGUUCAACAGUAUAGGUAACAGACAUAGAAGCACCACAAAUGUAUAAAAAAAAGAGAACUUCUUACCUCAUUGUUUUUUUGUUUCUGCUAUUAUUUUCUAAUGGUGGCAACGUGUGUGCCCUCUAAUUUGUCUCUUGCCUUGAUCGGAUGUCUACACAUAAAGCCUAUGUUGAUAGGAAAUUAUUUAUCACUGAAUAAAAAGAGAAAAAUGGG